AUGACAUUUAAGCUAAGACUUGGAGAAAUAUGGAAAAGAGAAUCAGGUCCUUUUUUGCUCAGUAGCUUAUCCUUCUGUGGCUCAAACAGGAGAAAGAAAUCUCUUGUUGGUUCACUCCUUAACAGUGGAUUUAGUGCUCAAGGAGAAGCUGAAGACAGGUCGAGAGAACCUCAGGAUGUCAACAGUUUAGAGUUAAAAGACACCACAGCAGAGAAAACCAAUUUAGCAAGUGGUCUUGCCAACAGUGUCUCUGAUGGUACAGAAUUUGCAGCACUGCUUCAAAUAAAAAUAAAAUUGGUUGGGGUCCGUCUGGCCAAAUGGAUUUGCAGACAGCUGAACAUAGGCACCAACAUAGGCAGAGGGGCUGGAUUUAGUAGCAGUGCCUCUGGAAAUUUAGCAUUUGGUUUGGGGACAUCUGGUCAAAAGGGAUUGGAAGUCAGUAGAAUUGAUUGGAGUGAAAUUAGCAGUAGAGGAUCUGUUGGGGGUGAAUCCAUAGGUUUUAGAUGCCUAUUAAUUUUUAAUAACAUCUUGAUUUUUUCAUCAGUUGGAACAGGGUGUUUUGGCUGGGAACUUGGAGCUAGAAGGGGUGAUGCUGCAUUUGGGUUUAGAGCUUCUGGUUUGAGUUCACUUGGUGACAGCAGCUUUAGUACCAGAACAGUUGAAGGAAAUUGAGUGAUUAGAUCUGAAGGAUCCAUUUCCAAUGAUUUAGGUGACACCAGUCUGAGAAUUGGGAAUACCUUUGUUGGUGAUAGCUCUGGAAAUUUGGAAUCCAAUUUAGGGGCUUUUGGUCAACAGGGAUUUGGAAUCAAUGAACUUGGAGGGGGUAGAAUGAGUGGCAGUACAUCUGUUGGGGGUAGACAUAAAGACUUUGGCUCUGAUGCCAGUAGUGUCACAAGCUCAUCUGACUACAGUACUUCUGGACUACUCAGCACUCCAGGAAAAGGAACCCAUAUUCCAGAAGCAACCCCCAAAUACUCAGAAACAAACACAACUAUUGGUGAAGUUUCUACUUGGGGCAAAGGAGCAUAUAAAGCUUUCAACGGCCGUGUCUUUUCCUUUGAGUCUUCAUGCACGUAUAGUUUCUGCCGUCACUGUGUUGAAUCUGGAGGAGAUUUCAAUAUUGAGAUCAAACGAAACAAUGAUAGUGAGAUUGAAAAAAUAACAGUUAUAGUAGACAGUAAUGUCAUCUCUAUUGCUGGCAAUAUCAUUUUAGUUAAUGGAGAAAGUGUACAGAUACCAUAUGACAAUAAGAUGAUUCACAUUAAGAAAUAUGGAGAACAUAAUGUUCUGAAUAGCCGUAGAGGAAUCCUGUCUUUAAUGUGGGAUGAAAAUAAUAAACUCUCACUCACUCUUCACAAGCAGUAUCCAACUUGUGGUCUUUGUGGUGACUUCAACAGCAUUCCAGGAGAAGAUAUUAAUGAGCACAUUGACAAUAGUAAAAUUCCUGGUAAUUGUCCCAAAGCUGUUACCAAAAGCUAUCAAGUUUGUGAAGAUGGAGUGCAUCACUGUAACAAAAUUAUUGGAACCUACUUUGAGAAAUGUGGAAAGGUUGGCACUUUAUCCAACAACUACAAAAUGAUCUGCAUUGAUGAGUACUGCCAAAGUAGAGACAAAAAAUCCACCUGUGACACUUAUGCAGAAUUGUCCCGCCUCUGUUCAUCAGAUGGUCCCGGCACCUAUGUAUCCUGGAGAGACGAUCCCAACGUGGUUUGUGAAAAACCUAGAUGCCCAGAAAAACAUAUCUACAAAGAAUGUGGUCCCUCAAAUCCUGCAACUUGUUCUAAUGUGGCUCCUUUUCAAGGCAUUGAAUGUGUGAGUGGCUGCACCUGCCCAGAAGGUUAUCUAUUGGAUGAUAUUGGAGAGAAAGGGAGAUGCGUGUUGAAGGCUGACUGUCCCUGUGAAUCUAAUGGAAAGGUGUAUCAGUCAGGAGAAAUCCGUGAAGAUUCUUGUGGUUCUCAGUGCACAUGCCAAGAAGCAAAGUGGUCUUGCACUAAAAUGUUAUGUCCUGGAAGAUGUAAGGUGGAAGGAAGUUUGAUUACCACCUUUGAUGGUGUUAAAUACAAUCAUCAUGGAAACUGUCACUUUUUGGCCAUCCAUGAUAAAGAUUGGUCUAUUAGUGUUGAGCUUCGUCCAUGUCCAAGUGGUCAGUCAGGAACGUGCUUAAAUAGUGUUACACUCCUCUUGAAUUCGUCUGUUCCAGUUGAAAAAUACAUAUUCAAUAGAGAUGGAACAGUCACAAAUGACAAGAUUAGAAAUCAAGGUUAUUAUUAUUCAGAAAAAAUACAGAUCUCCAAUGCAUCUUCCUCAUACCUUCAGGCAGAAACAUACUUUCAUGGAAAACUGCAAAUACAAAUUGUUCCUGUGAUGCAAUUAUAUGUUUCCAUGCCACCCAACCAAUUCACAGACACCGUAGGACUCUGUGGUUCCUACAACAACAGAGCAGAGGAUGAUUUCAUGUCAAGUCAGAAUAUAUUAGAGAAGACAUCUCAGGCAUUUGCUAAUUCUUGGGAAAUGAUGCCUUGUCCUAAAGGAAACACUGCUUCAUGCGUCAGUAUAGAAAAAGAAAGGUUUGCUGAAAGGCACUGUGGAAUUCUUCUUGAUUUGAGUGGGCCUUUUGCUUCCUGCCAUUCAGUUGUGGACCCUAAACCAUAUCAAGAGGAAUGCAAAAAAUAUACUUGUACUUGUGAAAAUAGUCAAGACUGCCUGUGCACGAUUUUAGGCAACUAUGUGAAAGCAUGUGCUGAGAAGGAAACUUACAUGAUAGGAUGGAGGGCUGGGCUUUGUGAUCAAUCUUGUCCAAGUGGCCUAGUUUUCAGGUACAAUGUUAAAACCUGCAAUAGUUCCUGCCGAUCAUUGUCAGAGAGAGAUAGGAGCUGCGACAUGGAAGAUGUUCUAGUUGAUGGAUGCACUUGCCCUGAUGGAAUGUACCAGACUAAUGAAGGAAAUUGUGUUCCAAAAUCUCAGUGUGACUGCUACAUAAAUGACGAGGUCAUACAACCAGGCAAACUCAUCCAUAUUGAUGACAAUAAAUGCAUAUGUCGAGAUGGAAUUCUUCUUUGCCAGACUCCCAUUGAUUUAACACUACAGAAUUGUUCUAGAGGGGCUGAAUAUGUUGACUGUAGGAAUCCUAAGACACAGAGAAGAGUUGACAGUACCUGUAGCACUUGGAACAUACCUAAUUUUGAAGAGAACUUGCCUUGCAAGCGUGGAUGCUACUGUCCCGUAGGAAUGGUUCGAAAUUCUAAAGGGAACUGUGUCUUCCCUGAUGACUGCCCAUGUUCUUUUGGUGGACAAGAGUAUGACCAAGGGAGUGUCACCUCUGUUGGCUGCAACAAAUGUACUUGCAUAAAAGGAUCUUGGAACUGUACACAAAACGAAUGUCAAACCACCUGCCAUAUCUAUGGGGAAGGUCAUGUUAGAUCUUUUGAUGGAAAAAGUUACAGCUUUGAUGGUCUCUGCCAGUAUUCAUUUAUCGAGGAUUAUUGUGGUCGUGAAAAUGGCACAUUCCGUAUUUUAACUGAAAGCAUCCCGUGUUGUGAAGAUGGGCUUACAUGCUCAAGAAAAAUUAUAGUUGCUUUUCAGGAUCAGAAUAUUGUCUUGCAAGAUGGUAAAGUCACAGCAGUCAAAACUACAGAAAGUAAGGAAUGUGAACUCAGUGGAAAUUCAUACUCUGUUCAUACUGUUGGCCUGUACUUGAUUUUGAAAAUUUUAAGUGGAAUAACCAUAAUUUGGGACAAAAAUACAAGAAUUUCUGUGUUAUUGGAUCCACGCUGGAAUGGCAAAGUGUGUGGUCUUUGUGGAAAUAACAAUGGCGAUCUUAAGGAUGAUUUCACAACGAGGUACUCAUCAGUAGCUGCUGGAGCACUGGAAUUUGGAAAUAGUUGGAAAACAAGUCAAGAAUGUUCAGACACAGUAGCUCAAACCUUCCCAUGUGACUCAAACCCAUACUGUAAAGCUUGGGCUGUGCGGAAAUGUGAGAUCAUCCGGGACAGCACCUUCAGAGACUGCCACAAUAAGGUGGACCCCAGUACGUACUAUGAUGCAUGUGUUGAAGAAGCUUGUGCAUGUGACAUGGAGGGGAAGUACCUGGGAUUCUGCACAGCUGUGGCGAUGUACGCAGAAGCAUGCAGUGCAGUUGGAGUCUGUGUUACAUGGAGGAAACCAGAUCUCUGUCCUGUCUACUGUGAUUAUUAUAAUGCACCUGGGGAAUGCAGCUGGCAUUAUGAACCUUGUGGUACAUUGACUGCAAAAACAUGCAAAGAUAGAGUAAUUGGCCAGAAGUUUUCUGCAGUUUUAGAAGGCUGUUAUGCUAAGUGCCCAGACAGUGCUCCCUUCCUGGAUGAGAACACCAUGAAAUGCGUCAGUUUGUCUGAGUGCAGCUGCUUCUAUAAUGACAUCAUACCUGCUGGUGGAGUGAUCCAAGAUAACUGUGGGAGAAUAUGCUAUUGCAUCGCAGGAGAGUUGGAGUGCAGUGAAACUGCUCCUACAAAUUCAACAUUUACAGUUUCUACUACAACAGCUACCUCCAUACUAAGCGCUGAAGCAGCAAUUACACUGGUGACCAGUAGCUCAGGCACAGCAGCUUCCAUUCCAGAGAUUACUACAUCAAGCAGUGAAAUAAUCCGUAUUACUAGAACUCCAGUGCCUAUCACCUCCACAGCUGAAAGUGUGGGCACCACAGGAGCAGUGGGCCCCACCUUCACCAGUCCUGGGCUCAUAUCAGGGUCAACUGGAGGAUCAGUAAGUGCAACCACAGGCGCUGAAGAUGGAAGCACAAGUGACAUAGGCUUCAGAGCAGGGACCCCAGGAGUAUCAGAGGGUUUCACAACCACGCAUGGAAGCAAGAACACAAGUGGAGACUCACCUACCCCAGGCACAACCCCGGGAGGCCAAGCAGGUGUAACAGGAGAAUUUGUUGGAACUACCACUGGAACUGGCAGUGGCAUCACAGCUAGACCACCUUUCCAUGGUUCCAGCCCAACUGGAACAACUGGAGGGGAAAAUGCUGCCAUCACUGGAGCUGCUGGUGAAAACACUUCUGGAGCAGCAGUGACAGAGACAACUGGACCAUCAACAGAAGAAUCAGCAACCACUAAACAAUCAAAUGAAGUCUCAGGAAAAACAGUACCAUUAACUGAAGGAUCAAGGACAACUGUGCAAUCAAUUGGAGUUACAGGGACUACUGGAUCAUCAACUGAAGAAUCAGGGACAACAGUACCAUCACCUGGAGUGACAGCGACUACUGAAACAUCAACUGGAGGAUCAGGAACAACUGGAUCAUCAAUUGGAGUAUCAGGGGCUACUGGACCAUCAACUGGUGAUUCUGGGGCGACUGCAUCAUUAGCUUUAGGUUCAAAGACAAGUGAACGAUCGGUUAGAGGAUCAAGAACCACUGAGAUAUCAGAUGCAGUGACAGGAACAUAUGAACCAUCAAUGAGAACAUCAGGGACAACUGGAAAAUCUAGGUCAAUUGGACCAUCUGUUGUAGGGUCAGAGACAACCACUCCACUAUUUGGAGCAACAGGAACUACUAUUAUUGGAAAAGGAACAAGUUUAUGGUCAUCUGGAGGAUCAGGGAUCACUGGAUCAACACCUAGAAAUUCAAUAGAAACUGGACCAAAUGUUGUAGGUUCAGAGACAAGUGCACCAUUAUCUGGAGCAAUAGGGACCACUGUUAUAAGAUCGGGAACAAGAUUACCCUCAUCUGGAGCAUCUUGGACCCCACGACCAUCAAUUGGAGGAUCAGCAACAACAGGACAAUCUGGUGUAGGUUCAGAGACAAAUGUACCAUUAUCUAGAGCAACAGGAAACAUAGUUACAGAAUCAGGAAUGGGUUUACCCUUACCUGGAGCAUCAGGGAAACCUGGAUCAUCACCUGGAGGAUCAGCAGCAACUGGACCACCUGGUAUUGGUCCAGAGACAACUAAACCAUUAUCUGGAACAAUGGGAACUGCAGCUAUAACAUCAGGAACAAGCUUAUCAUCAGUUGAGAGAUCAGGGACCACUAGAUCACUACCUGGAAUAUCAGGGACAAGUGGACCAACUAGUCUAAGCUCAGAGAUAUCUGUGCCAUUAUCUGCAACAACAGGAACUAAUGUUAUAGGAUCAGGAACAGGUUUACCCUCAUCUGGAGCAUCAGGGACCCCAGGAUCAUCACCUGCAGGAUCAGCAGCAACUGGACCACAUGGUGUUGGUUCAGAGACAACGGCACCAUUAUCUGGAGCAACAGGGACUGCUGCUAUAAGAUCAGGAACCGGUUUAACAUUGGUUUUAAAAUCAGCGACCACUAGAUCAAUACCAGGAAGAUCAGGGACAACUCGGCCACCUGCUGUAAGUUCAGAGACAACUGCACCAAUAUCUGGAACAAGAGGAACUGCAACUAUAGGAUCAGGUCCCAGUUUACCAUCAGUUGAAGGAUCAGGGAGCACUAGAUCACUACCUGGAGGAUCAGGGACAAGUGGACCAUCUAGUGUAAGUUCAGAGAUAACUGCACCAUUAUCUGGAGCAAGAGGGACUAGUGUUACAGGAUCAGGAACCAGUUUACCAGUACACCUGGAACGUCAGGUGGUACAACUAGUGUCACAGAUGACAGAGACAACUGGACCAUCAACAGAAGAAUCAGCAACCACUAAACAAUCAAAUGAAGUCUCAGGAAAAACAGUACCAUUAACUGAAGGAUCAAGGACAACUGUGCAAUCAAUUGGAGUUACAGGGACUACUGGAUCAUCAACUGAAGAAUCAGGGACAACAGUACCAUCACCUGGAGUGACAGCGACUACUGAAACAUCAACUGGAGGAUCAGGAACAACUGGAUCAUCAAUUGGAGUAUCAGGGGCUACUGGACCAUCAACUGGUGAUUCUGGGGCGACUGCAUCAUUAGCUUUAGGUUCAAAGACAAGUGAACGAUCGGUUAGAGGAUCAAGAACCACUGAGAUAUCAGAUGCAGUGACAGGAACAUAUGAACCAUCAAUGAGAACAUCAGGGACAACUGGAAAAUCUAGGUCAAUUGGACCAUCUGUUGUAGGGUCAGAGACAACCACUCCACUAUUUGGAGCAACAGGAACUACUAUUAUUGGAAAAGGAACAAGUUUAUGGUCAUCUGGAGGAUCAGGGAUCACUGGAUCAACACCUAGAAAUUCAAUAGAAACUGGACCAAAUGUUGUAGGUUCAGAGACAAGUGCACCAUUAUCUGGAGCAAUAGGGACCACUGUUAUAAGAUCGGGAACAAGAUUACCCUCAUCUGGAGCAUCUUGGACCCCACGACCAUCAAUUGGAGGAUCAGCAACAACAGGACAAUCUGGUGUAGGUUCAGAGACAAAUGUACCAUUAUCUAGAGCAACAGGAAACAUAGUUACAGAAUCAGGAAUGGGUUUACCCUUACCUGGAGCAUCAGGGAAACCUGGAUCAUCACCUGGAGGAUCAGCAGCAACUGGACCACCUGGUAUUGGUCCAGAGACAACUAAACCAUUAUCUGGAACAAUGGGAACUGCAGCUAUAACAUCAGGAACAAGCUUAUCAUCAGUUGAGAGAUCAGGGACCACUAGAUCACUACCUGGAAUAUCAGGGACAAGUGGAACAACUAGUCUAAGCUCAGAGAUAUCUGUGCCAUUAUCUGCAACAACAGGAACUAAUGUUAUAGGAUCAGGAACAGGUUUACCCUCAUCUGGAGCAUCAGGGACCCCAGGAUCAUCACCUGCAGGAUCAGCAGCAACUGGACCACAUGGUGUUGGUUCAGAGACAACGGCACCAUUAUCUGGAGCAACAGGGACUGCUGCUAUAAGAUCAGGAACCGGUUUAACAUUGGUUUUAAAAUCAGCGACCACUAGAUCAAUACCAGGAAGAUCAGGGACAACUCGGCCACCUGCUGUAAGUUCAGAGACAACUGCACCAAUAUCUGGAACAAGAGGAACUGCAACUAUAGGAUCAGGUCCCAGUUUACCAUCAGUUGAAGGAUCAGGGAGCACUAGAUCACUACCUGGAGGAUCAGGGACAAGUGGACCAUCUAGUGUAAGUUCAGAGAUAACUGCACCAUUAUCUGGAGCAAGAGGGACUAGUGUUACAGGAUCAGGAACCAGUUUACCAGUAUCCAGAGCAUCAGGGACCCUUCGAUCAUCAACUGGAGGAUCAGCAGCAACUUCAUCACCUGGUGUUGGUUUUGAGACAACAGCAACACUAUCUGGAGCAACAGGGACUGCUGCUAUGGGAGCAGGAACAAGUUUACUCUCAGCUGAAGAAACAGGGACCACUAGAUCAAUUCCUCAAGAAUCAGGGACAACUGCACUACCUCGUGUAGGUUCACAGACAACUGCAGCAUUAUCUGGAAAAACAAUAACUGCAGCUAUAGGAUCAGCAACCAGUUUACCAUCAGUUGAGGGAUCAGGGAUCACUAGAUCACUACCUGGAGGAUCAGGGACAAGUGGACCACCUAGUGUAAGUUCAGAGAUAACUGCAUCAUUAUCUGGAGCAACAGGGACUAGUGUUACAGGAUCAGGAACCAGUUUAUCAGUAUCUAGAGCAUCAGGGACCCUUCGAUCAUCAACUGGAGGAUCAGCAGCAACUUCAUCACCUGGUGUUGGUUUGGAGACAACAGCAACACUAUCUGGAGCAACAGGGACUGCUGCUAUGGGAGCAGGAACAAGUUUACUCUCAGCUGAAGAAACAGAGACCACUAGAUCAAUUCCUCAAGAAUCAGGGACAACUGCACUACCUCGUGUAGGUUUACGGACAACUGCAGCAUUAUCUGGAAAAACAAUAACUGCAGCUAUAGGAUCAGCAACCAGUUUACCAUCAGUUGAGGGAUCAGGGAUCACUAGAUCACUACCUGUAGGAUCAGAGAGAAGUGGACCAACUGGAGUAAGUUCAGAGAUAACUGUGCCAUUAUCUGGAACAAUAGGGACUAAUGUUCUAGGAUCAGAAACCAGUUUAACCUCAUCCAGAACAUCAGGGACAUGUGGAUUGUCAACUGGAGGAUCAGCAGCAAGUGAACCACCUGGUAUUGGUUUGCAGACAACAGCACCAUUUUCUGGAGCAACAGAGACUGCUCCUAUAGGAUCAGGAACCAGUUUAUCCUCAUCUGGAACAUCAGAGACACCUGGAUCAUCUAUUGGAGGAUCAGCAACUGGAUCACCUGGUAUUGUUUCAGACACAACUGCCCUAUUAUCUGGAACAGCAGGGGCUGCUGCUAUAGAAUUAGGAACCAGUUUACCUUCAUCUGGAGUAUCAGAAACCCCUGGAUCAUCACCUGGAGGGUCAUCAGCUGCUGGACCACCUGGUCUUGGUUCAGAGACAACUGCAUCAUUAUCUGGAGAAACAAGAAUUGCCACUAUAAGACCAGGAACCAGUUUACACUCAUCUGGAACGUCAGGGACACCUUUAUCAUCUCCUGGAGGAUCAGCAACAAGUGGACCACCUGGUAUUGGUUCAGAGACCACUGAACCAUUAUCUGGAGCAACAGGAGCUGCAACUAUAGGAUCAGGAACCAGUUUACCAUCAGUUGAGGGAUCAGGGACCAUUAGAUCACUACUUAGAGGAUCACAGACAAAUGGACAACCUGGCGUAAGUUCAGACAUAAAUGUGUCAUUGUCUGGAACAACAGGGUCUAAUGUUAUAGAAUCAGGAAGCAGUUUACCCUCAUCUGGAGCAUCAGUGAACCCUGGAUCAUCACCUGGAGGAGCAUCAGCAACUGGACCACCUGGUGUUGUUUCAGAGACAAUGGCACCAUUUUCUGGAGCAUCGGAGACCACUGCUUUAGGAUCAGGAACCAGUUUACCCUCAUCUGGAGCAUCAGGGACCACUGGACCAUCACCUGGAAGAUCAGCAGUAACUGGAUCACAUGUUAUUGUUUUGGAGACAAAUGCGGUAUUAUCUGGAGCAACAGGAACUGCAGUUAUAGGUUCAGGAACCAGUUUACCGUCAGUUGAGGGAUCAGGGACCACUAGAUCACUACCUGGAGGAUCAGGGACAAGUGGACUGACUGGUUUAAGUUCACAGAUAACUCAGCAAUUAUCUGGAACAACAGGGAGUAAUGUUAUAAGAUCAGGAACUAGUUUACCCUCAUCUGGAGCAUCAGGGAACCCUGAAAUAUCACCUGAAAGAUCAGCAGCAACUGGACCACCUGUUGUAGGUUCAGAGACAUUUGGACCAGUAUCUGGAGCAAUAGGCACCACUCUUACAGGAUCUGGAGACAGUUUAACAUCAUUUGAAAGAACAGCCUCUACUAGAUCAAUUCCUGGAGGAUCAGGGAGAACUAGACUAUCAGUUGUAGGUUCAGAGACAACUGUGUCUCUAUUUGAAGCAACAGGGACCACUAUUAUUGCAUCAAGAGCCAGCUUGCCAUCAGCUGAAAGAUUUGCCACCAGUAGUUCAAUACAUGCAGGGUCAGGGACAAGUGGACCAUAUAUUGUAGGUUCAGACACAAGUGCACCAUUAUCUAGAGCAACAGGGACCACUGCUAUAGGAUCAGGAACUGGUUUACCAUCAGUUGAAGGAUCAGGGACCACUAGAUCAGUACCUGGAGGAUCAAGGACAAGUGGACCACGUGGUGUAAGUUCAAAGACAAUUGCAUCUUUAUCUGGAGCAACAGGGACUAAUGUUAUAGAAUCAGGAACUAGUUUACCCUCAUCUGGAGCAUCAGGGACCCCUAGAUCAUUGCCUGGAGAAUCAGCAGCACCUGAACCACCUGGUGUAGGUUCAGAGACAACUGCACCAUUAUCUGUAAGAACAAAGACUACUAUUUAUGGAUUAGGGACCAUUUUACCCUCGUCAGUAACAUCGGCGAACCCUGGAUCAUUGCCUGGUGGAUCACCAACCCCUGGAUCACCUGGUUCAAGUUCAGAGGCAACUGCACCAUCAUCUGGAGCAAGAGCAACCACUGUUAUAGGGUUAGUAACAAGUUUACCAUUAGUUGAAGGGUCAGUGACCACUAGAUCAAUAUUUGGAGGAUCAGAGACAAAUGGACCAUCUGUUGUAGGUUCAGAGACAACUGCACCAUUAUCUGGAGCUACAGGGACAACUGUUAUUGUGUCAAGAACCAGUUUGUCAUCAGUUGAAGCAUCAGCCACCACUAGUUCAACACCUGGAGAGUCAGGGACAAGUCAACCAUAUGUUGUAGGUUCAGAGACAAGUGCACCAUUAUCUGCAACAGCAGGUACCACUCUUAUAGGAUCAGGAACCAGUGUACCCUCAUCUGGAGCAUCAGGGACUCCUGGAUCAUUGCCUGUAGGAUCAGCACUAACUGGACCACCUGGUGUAAGUUCAGAGACAACUGCACCAUUAUCUGGAGCAAAAAGGACCACGGUUAUAGGAAGAGGAACUAGUUUACCAUCAGUUGAAGGAUCAGUCACCACUAGAUCAAUACCUGGAGGAUCAGGAACAGCUGGGUCAUCUUUUGUAGGUUCAGAGACAACUACACCAUUAUCUGGAGAAAUAGGGACGACUGUUAUGGGAUCAGGGACAAGUUUACAAUCAGUUGUAGGAUCAGGGAUAACUGGAUCCACAGUUGUACUGUUAGGAACAACUAGAAUCUCUAUUGUAAGUUCAGAGACAAUUGGAUCAUUAUCUGGACCAUCAGAAACAACUGGAACAUCAAUUGAAAGAUCAGGAACAACUAGUUCAUUAUCUGGAGUGACAGGAACCAAUAGAAUCUCUGUUGUAAAUUCAGGUAUAACUACACUAUCAUCUAGAGCAACACUGACCCCUGAAUCAUCGCCUGGAGGAUCUAUAUCAACUGAAUCACCUGAUGUAGGUUUAGGGACAACUGGAUCAUUAGCUGAAGCAUCACCGACAACUGAAACAUCAGCUGAAGAAUCAGGCAAAACUGGAACGUUUUUUGCAGGUACCAGGACAAAUGGAUUAUCAGCUGGAAGUUCAGGGACAACUCGAUCAUCUAUUAUAGGAUCAGGAACAACAGGACCAGCAGUUGAAGUAUCAGGGACAGCUGGACCAUCAUCUGGAGGAUCAAGGACAACUAGAACAUCAAUUAAAGGAUUUGGAACAACUGGUUCAUUAGCUGGAGUUACAGGAACAACUAUAACCUAUGCUGAAAUUUCAGGGACAGCUGAACCAUUAUCUGGGGUGACUAGGACUCCUGUAUUAUCACCAGGAGGAUCAGCAUCAACUGGAACAAGUGUUGUAGGGUCAGGGACAAUGGGAUCAUCAGGUGGAGAUUUAUGGAGAACUGGACCAUCAACUGGGAAAACAGGAACCACUGGAUCAUCACCUGGAGAAUCAGUGUCAGGUGGUAUUUCUGCUGUAGGUUCAGGGACAACUGUAACAUCACCUGGAGUCACAAGGACAGUGGGAGUUUCAGAGACCACUCGAUCAUCUGUUAUAGGAUCUGAGACAACCAGACCUGCAGUUGAAGGAUCAGGGACAACUGGAUCAACAGCUGGACUGACUAUAACCACUAGGACAUCUGUUGUAGUUUCAGGGACAACUGGACCAUCAUCUGAAGAGACAAGGACAACAAUAACAUCUGGUGUAGUUUCAGGGACAAUAGGACCACCAUCUGGAGAAACAGAGACCACUGUUAUAGGAUCAGGAGCAAGUGGAUCAUCAGCUGAAGGAUCACAGACAAGUGGAUCAACACCUGGAAUGACAAGAACCACUGGAACAUUCAUUGUAGGUUCAGAGACAACUGCACCGUUAUCUGGAGCAUCAGGGACAACUGGAUCAUCACUUGGCCUGACUGCCACAACUAGCUUCUCUGUCGUAGGCUCAGGGACAAUGGAACCAUCAACUAGAGAAUCAUGGACAACCAGCCCAGGAGAUGUAACUUCAUCAACCAUUGUAUUGUCAGCUGGUCCUUCAGGAACAACUAGACCUGGAGUAACAGGGACAAGUAGACCAUCUGUUGUAGGUUCAGAGACAGCUAGUCCAUCAUCUGGAGAAACAGGGAUCACUAUUAUAGGAUCAGGGUCAAGUGGAUCAUCAGCUGAAGGAUCAGAGACAACUGGAUCAACAGCUGGACUGACUAUAACUACUAGGACAUCUGUUGUAGGUUCAGGGACAACUGGACCAUCAUCUGGAGUGACAGGGACAAAAAUAAUAUCUGCAAGGGGAUCAUCAGCUGAAGCAUCACGGACAACUGGAUCAGCAGGUGGACUAACAAUAACCACUAGAACAUCUGGUAUAGGUUCAGGGGCAAGUGCACUAUCAUCUGGAGUGACAAGGACAACAAUAACAUCCAGUGUAGGUUUAGGGGCAACUGGAUCAUCAUCUGGAGAAACAGGGACCACUGUUGUUGAAUCAGGAACAAGUGGACCCUCAGGUGAAGGAUCAGGGACAACUGCAUCACCAGACGGAUUGACAAGAACCACUAAAAUCUCUGUUGUAAGUUUAGGGACUCCUGGACCAUCAAUUGGAGUGAUGUGGAAAACACAAACAUCUAUUGUAGGUUCAGGGACAACUGGAUCAUCAACUGGAGUAUUAGAGACAAUUGAUACAUCAGCUGAAGGAUCGAAGACAACUAGACCAUCAACUGGAAGAUCAUGGACAACUGGGACACCAAUUGAAGGAUCUGGAACAACUGGAUCAUCAACUUUUACAACCACAGGGGCCAGGAGGACAACUUGGGGGCCAGGAAGUGAGGUUACCACAUAUGAAGGUGAAAUCAGUAGAUCAGUAGGAGCUACCAGAGGUGCUGGUAGUGGAGGCCCAGUUGGAGCAUCAAGCUUUGGAGUCACUUCUGCUGGGAGCCAAGCAGGCUCAGAUAAUACAAUUCCACCUGAACCUGUUGUAGAGGCUACAACUUCCAGAGAAGGUACUGGUACUGCUGGAAUUGGAUUCCAGACAGGCACCACUGAGGUAGCCCCUGGCACAACUGUUGCCCCUGGCAAUUUCAACACAGGUACUACAGGUAGAGUCUCUGGAAAAACUCUGGAACCUGGAAGUUACAACACAGAGGUCACCACUUCCACGAGAAGAAGUGGGACCACCCAACCAGAACUUCCAGGAGGUAUCACCAUGGUUUUACCUGGAGCCAGCAGCAGUUCACAGAGUUCCAUGUCAGGUACUUCAGGAGAAUUCCCUAAGACAACCAUAUCUGGAAGUUCCCACACAGGCACCACAACUGUUGCCCUUGGCAGUUCCAACACAGGCACAAUUGAGAGCAUCUCUGGCAAAACUCUGGGACCUGGAAGUGCCAACACAGAAGCCAUAAGUUCCACAAGAGGCAGUGAGACCACCCAAGGAGGACUACCAGGAGGCACCUCUGGCACACCAGGUGGUUAUGUCCCUGGAAGUAAAACAGGUAUCACUGGAGAAUUGUCUGGAACAACCAUUGCAUCUGAAAUUUCUAACACAGGUACCAGUGGUGUAGUCUCCAGCCCAGCUAUUACAUCUGGAAGUUCCAGCACUGGUACCAAGGGUAUGGCCUCUGGUACCACUGUUGAACCUGGAAGUUCCAAUAUCGGUAUCACCACGAAAUUAAAUGAUGGAAAGACAGUCCCAGAGGGUUCUAUUUCAGGAGCUACCACUGGAGUAUCAAUAAAUGAAGAAACUGGAAACACAUUAGGUACCACAAGGGUAGUUUCUGGCACUACACUUGAACCUAGGAGUUCAAACACAGGUACUACUGGAGUGUAUCGUGGUAGUACCAUCUCACCUUGGAGUUCCAACACAGGAGCCACCACUGGCACCUCUGAGAGGCCAAGUCCUGGAAGUGAAAUAGGUACCACUAGUGUAGUCUCUGACACAACAGUUGCAUCUGGAAACUCUAACACAGGGGCCACAACUUCUUUGGGAAGUGGUGAAACCACCCAGGGUAGAAUUAAAAUAGUUACCACAAGGGUGACUACUGGCACAACUAUCGCACCUGGGAAUAUACGGGAGGAAGGAAGAGUCACUAGCAUAAUUUCAGGGAGCCAAUCUACUAGAAGUAAAAUGGGUACCACUGGGACAGGCUCUGGGACAUCCUCACCUGGAAGUUUCAAAACAGGCAAUAGCCUGGAAUCAGUAGGAGUCACCAGUAGUCAAGAAGGCACUGCUGUGAUAUCAAGCAAAAUUACUGGUGUCUCAGAAAGUUCCAGCCAAGUUACCUCCAAGGAAGCAUCUGAAACAACCAGUGCUCCUGUAAUUUUUACCACAGUCACUGCUUCCACAGGUGUCAAGGAAACCUCUGGAACUGGAAUGCAAACAGGCUCCACCUCAGUGUCAAAUGGAAUCACAACAAGCCCCAAAAUGUCCUACCCAGAAACCACUGUAGUAGCAACAGGAGAUCAAGAAAAUGAAAAUAAAACAGGAUGUCCAGUAUCACUUCCACCGCCUCCAGUUUGUCAUGGUCCACUGGGAGAAAAGAAGUCUCCUGGAGACAUAUGGACUGCCAAUUGCCACAGAUGCACCUGUACAAAUGCAAAGACCGUAGACUGUAAACCCAAGGAGUGUCCUUCUCCACCCACAUGCAAAACUGAAGAGAGGCUUGUAAAGUUCAAAGCUAAUGAUACCUGUUGUGAAAUCGGGUACUGUGAACCAAGAACAUGUUUAUUUAAGAAUACCAACUAUGAGGUUGGUGCUUCAUUUGGUGACCCCAGCAACCCAUGUGUCUCCUACUUCUGCCACAGCACAGGUUUCGUUGCGGUGGUACAAGACUGCCCAAAGCAGACUUGGUGUGCAGAAGUAACCAGAGUCUAUGAUUCAAAUAAGUGCUGCUAUACAUGUAAAACUAAUUGCAGAUCUUCACCCGUGAAUGUGACUGUUAACUACAAUGGUUGCAAGAAAAAAGUUGAGAUGGCAAGAUGCACAGGGGAAUGCAAAAAGACUCUCAGGUAUGAUUAUGAUAAAUUUCAGUUGAAAAAUUCAUGCCUUUGCUGCCAAGAAGAAAACUAUGAGUUCAGAGAAAUUGUUCUUGACUGUCCUGAUGGCGAUACAAUACCUUACAGAUACAGGCACAUCACGACGUGUUCCUGCUUAGACAUGUGCCAACAAUCUACGACCUCAACAGUCAGUUAAUAGUAAAUAGCAUUACCUUUCCAGUUGUAACAGACCAGGUAUUUAUUUUG
This is a messenger RNA of Delphinapterus leucas (beluga whale), 15995 nucleotides long. NCBI's taxonomy places the organism in Eukaryota, Metazoa, Chordata, Mammalia, Artiodactyla, Monodontidae. The record is from RefSeq and is a predicted model, not a curated record.